Messenger RNA from Cryphonectria parasitica EP155, 1374 nucleotides. Its product is annotated as family 76 glycoside hydrolase. NCBI's taxonomy places the organism in Eukaryota, Fungi, Ascomycota, Sordariomycetes, Diaporthales, Cryphonectriaceae. Gene Ontology annotation, biological process: fungal-type cell wall biogenesis; carbohydrate catabolic process. Gene Ontology annotation, molecular function: mannan endo-1,6-alpha-mannosidase activity. The transcript is spliced from 4 exons. The record is from RefSeq and is a predicted model, not a curated record. Bases 1 to 1374 code for a protein of 457 amino acids.
AUGAACGGCGGUAUUCUCAACCUCGUGUCCGCCAUCACCAAGGCCGGAGUCUUCACCCAGGUAGCUUCUGCGGCAGCAACCGAUGGGACAACUGAAGCCUCCACCAGCGUCGCCGCUGUCGCCCCAGCCAGCCUGGAUGUGACCUCGACCUCUUCAAUCCUUGGUGUUGCAAAGACUCUUGCCGAAGGUACCAUGUCAUACUAUCCCGGAACUUCUGAGGCCUACGCUGCCUUACCUACGCCGUACUACUGGUGGGAGUGUGGUGCUAUGAUGGGGGCGAUGCUGGACUACUCACACUACACGAACGACUCUACGUACGACGAGGUCCUCACCACCGCCCUCUCGGCCCAGGUCGUGGCCCCACAGAACGACCUGAUGGUCCCAGCCGACUACGGCUCCGAGGGCAACGAUGACCAGGCGUUCUGGACCUUCACUGUCCUCUCGGCCGCGGAGCGCAACUUCCCACAGACGGCCAACACCAGCGUCCCCUCGUGGCUGCAGGUGGCCGAGAACGCCUUCAACUCCAUGUCUGCGCGGUGGAACACGUCGGCAUGCGGCGGUGGCCUGCUGUGGCAGAUCUUCGCCGACAACAGCAACGGGCUCAACUACCGCAACUCCGUCUCCAACGGCGGCUUGUUCCAGAUCAGCGCCCGCCUCUACCGCGCCACGGGCAACCAGACCUAUCUCGACUGGGCCAACAAGGUCUGGGAGUGGUCGACGGCCAUCCAGUUCAUCGACGCCAACUACUACGUCUACGACGGCGCCGACUCGCGCGACAACUGCACCGUGGCGAAGCGUGAUAACGUCACCUUCUCCUACGCUGCAGGAAUCUACCUGUACGGCGCCGCGGUCCUCGCCAACGCCACCAACGGCACCGACGCCGCCACCUGGACCACCCACACCCAGGGCCUGCUCAAAGCCGCCGGCAGCUUCUUCUCGCCCUACGACAACGCCACCGACAUCAUGUACGAGCACGCCUGCGAGCCCUACGGCCUGUGCGACACCGACAUGAAGAGCUUCAAGGGCUACCUCAGCCGCUUCAUGUACUCCUCGGCCCUCAUGGUGCCGUCCAUCGAGUCGACCGUGUCAACCUACCUCGAGGCCUCCGCCACCGCCGCCGGCAAGGCCUGCUCCGGCGGCGACAACAGCACCACCUGCGGCCAAAAGUGGUACACGGGCGCCUUCGACGGCAGCGUCGGUCUGGGCCAGCAGAUGAGCGCCCUCGAGACGGUCCACGGUCUCCUGGCCAAGGCUGCGCCCGCGCCGUACAGCAUGGCCGAGAUCCAGGACGUGCGGCUGCACGGCGGACAACUCGGCCAGCAGCAGCAGCAGCGUCCUGAGCGCCACUGCGACGUCCUCGCCUGCGAGCACUAA